AUAAUUCACCUAAUGUACGUCAAGAUUAUAAUCGUCUCAAGAAAAUUAUGCUUACAAAUGAUAAGUGGAAUUUAAUGAACGAUUUAACUCAUUUACUUGAUUCAUUUAAUGAAUAUACAGAGUAUUUUAGUGGUAGUGAAUAUGUUAUAAUUAGCAUGAUGUAUCUGUUGAUUACUGCUCUUAAGAUUAAGCUAUGUCCUAUUACUCAAGACUUUGAUUUAACUUUGGAUUUUAAUUCAGACAAUAAUGCAUUUGACAAUGAUCUUGAAUAUGAAGAUGAUGAAGAGGAAAUUACAGUAGGGCUAAAAAAACGUCGAAUCAAAAUUAAUACACCUACAAAUACAAGUGGAUUACAAGAUCACAUAAAAUUGUCUCUUUAUAAAGCCUUACUUCACUAUUGGCCAACUCCUAAUAUAAAU
Messenger RNA from Racocetra fulgida, 419 nucleotides. Lineage: Eukaryota; Fungi; Glomeromycota; Glomeromycetes; Diversisporales; Gigasporaceae. The record is from the annotation of a GenBank genome assembly.